UCCGGCCCUGCGCGCUCACUGCUGGAACUAGCCAGCCGCCGCGUGGACAGUCGUCAUGAAGUUCAACCCCUUCGUGACCUCGGACCGCAGCAAAAACCGCAAACGCCAUUUCAAUGCCCCCUCGCACGUGCGCAGAAAGAUCAUGUCAUCCCCGCUCUCUAAGGAGCUGCGGCAGAAAUACAACGUCCGCUCCAUGCCCAUCCGCAAGGACGAUGAAGUUCAGGUGGUUCGAGGACACUACAAAGGUCAGCAAAUUGGCAAGGUGGUACAGGUGUACAGAAAGAAAUACGUCAUCUACAUCGAGAGGGUGCAGCGCGAGAAGGCUAAUGGCACAACUGUCCAUGUAGGCAUCCACCCCAGCAAGGUGGUUAUCACCAGGCUAAAACUGGACAAAGAUCGGAAAAAAAUUCUUGAACGCAAAGCCAAAUCACGACAAGUUGGAAAAGAAAAAGGCAAAUACAAAGAAGAACUUAUUGAGAAGAUGCAGGAAUGAGUAUAAUGUAUUAUACAACCCAUUUUCACUGUGAAUUUUUAGCUGUGAUGUUUCUGAAAUGUAUUGUUUCCUACUUGUUGUUUUAUUGACUUGUGGCUCUGGAAGUCUGCUUUUGCUGGUUUAAUAAGUUUAUGAAUAAAAAUUGGGAUUGUUUCCUGAUUCCAAAUAGAAUUUACAUUGAUAUAUAGAUAAAAUCCACCUUCUCAGUCCUGUUGCUAGUUUCAUGUUUAAUCUGCAGCAGGACAGCAGGACAAGAUUAGGAUAGCCUGCUGCUUGAAUCCGCACACUGCUGGGGUACAGAACACCCGGCCCCAGUCCCUGACGUAGGGGUUGUCCCGCUCAGCGGCUGUCAUGAUGUGAACUGGCACACACAAGGUCCACUGAGUGGUGAUGAAAAUGUAUCAAGCUGAGCCCUUUUUGGCUCUUUAGUUAUAUACGGCUUAUCUGAUACUUAGGAAUGAUUUAAUAAAUAUUAAUUGAACCAGAGUUAUUUCUAUUUUAACUCAUUAAAGAAAAUGAGCUGAGUUUAAUUUUCUAAAUCCCAGAGAGCCUAAGAGAACCAAGAUUUGAACCCAGGCCUGACUACAUAAAAGUUAGUCACUUCCCACUUCGAUCAGCCAUCUCUGGUGAUCUUUUCUUCUCAGCUCUUUAUUGGUGUCUGUUCAGAGACUGAACCUGUGUGUGGAAGAGAGAAUAACUUGAGUUAGCAUUAGUGCUGCUGAGGGAGGAAGUCAUUGUCACAAACCAUCAAGGUCAAGUUUCAUUUCUGCCACUGGACAGUCAUGAGCCUUUGAGUUACUCAUCUCUGAGUUUCCAUUUUCUUACUGGUUAAAAAUAAUACUCACCUGCCUUCCUGUCUCAUGGAAAACACAUAUAAGAUACUAAGAUCAAAGAUCAA
This is a messenger RNA of Condylura cristata (star-nosed mole), 1391 nucleotides long. RefSeq names its product ribosomal protein L26-like 1 (gene RPL26L1). The transcript is spliced from 4 exons. Gene Ontology annotation, biological process: ribosomal large subunit biogenesis; cytoplasmic translation. Bases 56 to 493 code for a protein of 145 amino acids. Gene Ontology annotation, cellular component: ribosome; cytosolic large ribosomal subunit. Gene Ontology annotation, molecular function: structural constituent of ribosome; RNA binding. The record is from RefSeq and is a predicted model, not a curated record. NCBI's taxonomy places the organism in Eukaryota, Metazoa, Chordata, Mammalia, Eulipotyphla, Talpidae.